Messenger RNA from Pteropus alecto (black flying fox), 7878 nucleotides. RefSeq names its product paralemmin-2. Lineage: Eukaryota; Metazoa; Chordata; Mammalia; Chiroptera; Pteropodidae. The transcript is spliced from 11 exons. The record is from RefSeq and is a predicted model, not a curated record. Gene Ontology annotation, biological process: regulation of cell shape. Gene Ontology annotation, cellular component: membrane. Bases 123 to 4100 code for a protein of 1325 amino acids.
CCUCUCGGCUCUCCCAGGGAUUCUAGCAGAGCCCCCCGGGGUGCCCAUCAAUUUCCGUGGGUGACUACAGCGUGUGUUUGUUUUUCUUUCUUCUUUCCCCUCCCUGUGUGCCCUUCUCCAGGAUGGCAGAGGCGGAAUUGCACAAGGAAAGGCUGCAAGCCAUAGCAGAAAAAAGAAAGAGACAGACUGAAAUAGAAGGCAAGCGACAAGAGCUUGACGAGCAGAUACUUCUGCUGCAGCAUUGCAAGUCGAAAGUGCUUCGAGAAAAAUGGCUGCUGCAGGGUAUACCUGCUGGUACUGUCGAAGAGGAGGAAGCCAGGAGACGGCAGUCUGAGGAGGAUGAGUUCAGAGUCAAACAACUAGAAGAUAACAUUCAGAGGCUGGAGCAGGAAAUACAAGCGCUAGAAAGUGAAGAGUCCCAGAUAUCUGCCAAAGAGCAAAUCAUCCUAGAGAAACUGAAAGAGACGGAAAAAUCCUUCAAGGACUUUCAGAAGAGCUUCUCCAAUACGGAUGGAGAUGCAGUAAAUUAUAUUUCCUCCCAGCUCCCCGACCUGCCAAUCCUCUAUUCACGAACAGCAGAACCGUCACCUGGGCAGGACGGGACCAGCAGAGCAGCUGCUGUGUACGCCAUGGAAAUUAAUGUGGAGAAAGACAAACAAACAGGAGAGACCAAGAUUCUCUCUGCAUCCACCAUUGGCCCAGAGGGGGUCCAUCAGAGAGGAGUCAAAGUCUAUGAUGAUGGUACCAAAGUAGUGUAUGAGGUGCACUCGGGAGGCACCGUAGUAGAAAACGGAGUGCACAAAUUAAGCUCCAAGGAUGUAGAAGAGCUUAUUCAGAAGGCUGGACAAUCAAGCUUAAGAGGAGGGCACGUGUCAGAAAGGAUUGUGACUGCAGAUGGGAGCCUCGGCCACCCUAAGGAACACAUGCUCUGCAAAGAGGCCAAGUUAGAAAUGGUACAUAAGUCUAGGAAAGAUCAUUCUUCUGGGAACCCAGGGCAGAAGGUCCAAGCCCCCAGCACUGGAGGCCCGGAGGCAAACUUGGAUCAGCCAGUCACCAUGAUUUUCAUGGGCUAUCAAAAUAUCGAGGAUGAAGAGGAGACUAAAAAGGUGCUAGGCUAUGAUGAAACCAUCAAGGCUGAAUUGGUCCUCAUUGACGAAGAUGAUGAGAAGUCAUUGAGGGAGAAGACGGUGACGGAUGUGUCCACUAUUGAUGGGAAUGCAGCGGAGCUUGUGUCUGGGAGGCCGGUCUCAGACACCACAGAACCCUCAUCCCCAGAAGGGAAGGAAGAGAGCCUGGCCACAGAGCCAGCCCCAGGAAUCGGAUGGGAGAGUGUGCUGCUAAAGGGAGAUGAGGAAGCCUCUGAUGCCACAGAAACAUCCAGUGCAGACAUGACUGUUAAGAAGCCUCCCCAGCUUUCUGAGGAUGAUAUUCGGCUAAAAUACGAGAGAGACGAUUGUAGUGCCAAGAACACCCUGGAUCCUGCAAUCAGCUCUCUUCCCCCAGAUCACCAAAACAUGGAAAUUGAGGUCUCUGUUGCAGAAUGUAAGAGUGUUCCUGGAAUCACCUCUACUCCACAUUCCAUGGACCACCCCUCCCCUUUUUACUCGCCCCCCCACAAUGGCCUCCUCGCCGAUCACCACGAAUCUCUGGAUAAUGAUGUGGCCAGAGAGAUUCGAUAUCUAGACGAGGUAUUGGAGGCCAACUGCUGUGAUUCUGCCGUGGACGGAGCUUACAACGGCACAUCCUCCCCGGAGCCUGGAGCAGCUAUCCUGGUGGGCAACUUAAGCCCGCCUGCCCACACAGCCGUCCAGCUGGAACCCACUGAGAGAGCAGCGGGCAGGCAGGUGCCUCCUCACAUUGAGCUCAGUAAAAGCAACUCUGACACCAUGGCAGAGGGUGAAAGAGUGAAUGGCCACUCCCCUGACCAGCCCAGAGAUCUGCUGGGGGACAGCCUGCAGGCACCUGUGAGCCCCAGCUCCUCCACCAGCUCGUGGUGUUCGUCCCGAGAUGGGGAAUUCACGCUCACCACUCUGAAGAAGGAAGCCAAGUUCGAGCUGCGUGCCUUCCACGAGGACAAGAAGCCCUCCAAGCUCUUUGAAGAUGAUGAGAAUGCAAAAGAACAGUACUGUGUCCGGAAGGUGAGGCCUUCGGAAGAGAUGCUGGAGCUGGAAAAGGAGAGGAGGGAACUCAUUCGGAGCCAGGCCGUGAAAAAGAAUCCUGGCAUUGCGGCAAAAUGGUGGAAUCCUCCCCAGGAAAAAUCCAUCGAGGAACAGCUGGAUGAGGAACAUCUGGAGUCACACAAAAAGUACAAGGAGCGCAAGGAGAGAAGGGCACAGCAGGAGCAGUUGCUGAUGCAGCAGCAGCAGCAGCAGCGGCGGGGGCAGCAGCCCCCACCGCAGCUCUGCACAGCCCCUGCAUCCUCUCGGGAACCUUCCAGCAUGACUGAACACGCAAAGGAGGACAUCGUCACAGAGCAGAUAGAUUUCUCUGCUGCCCGCAAACAGUUCCAGCUGAUGGAGAAUUCCAGGCAAACAGCGGCCAAGGGCCAGAGUACCCCCCGGCUGUUCUCUAUCAAGCCCUUCUACAGGCCUCUGGGGUCAAUCAGCUCAGACAAGCCACUGACCGUCUCGAGACCAGCUUCCGUCGGAGGACAUCUAGAAGACAGUGGCUCAUCGGUAGCCAAGGGGCAGAAAGCCCACUGUGCCCUGGAGAGCCAGUGUCCCGGAGCAGGCCAGGGCAGUGCAGCUCCACAGGGGAGGGAGGGGCCUUACAGCGAGCCCUCCAAACGCGGGCCCUUAUCCAAACUGUGGGCGGAGGAUGGAGAGUUUACGAGUGCCCGGGCCGUUCUCACCGUGGUCAAGGAUGACGACCCUGGGAUUUUGGAUCAGUUUUCAAGGUCAGUCAAUGUCUCUUUGACCCAAGAGGAGCUUGACUCCGGUCUGGAUGAAUUGUCGGUGAGGUCCCAGGACACCACUGUCCUGGAGACUCUGUCCAAUGAUUUCAGCAUGGAUAACAUCAGUGACAGCGGGGCCUCCAAUGAGACAGCCAAUGCCCUCCAGGAAAAUUCACUGGCUGAUUUUUCCCUGCCUCAGACUCCCCAAACCGACAACCCCUCAGAAGGCCGAGGAGAAGGCGUCUCCAAGUCAUUUAGUGAUCACGGUUUCUAUUCCCCUUCGUCCACACUGGGACACUCUCCGUUGGUUGAUGACCCCUUGGAAUAUCAGGCUGGUCUUUUGGUGCAGAAUGCCAUUCAACAAGCCAUAGCUGAGCAAGUGGAUAGAGCUGCGUCUGACACCAGCAAGGGUGGAGCAGAAGAGCAGAGGCCAGAAGCAACACUACAGGAAGCUGGAACUGGAGCCCCCAGCUCAGAGAAGCCUCAGAGCAUGUUUGAGCCACCUCAAGUAUCCUCUCCUGUUCAAGAGAAAAGGGAUGUAAUACCAAAGAUCCUGCCUGCUGAAGGCAGGGCGCUCAGGGAACAGGGGCCCUCCCCGCCACUGCCCGCAGUGCAGCCCAGUGGCCCAAUAAACAUGGAGGAGACCAGACCGGAAGGGAGCUAUUUCAGCAAGUACUCAGAGGCAGCGGAGCUGAGAAGCACAGCCUCACUCCUGGCCACUCAAGAAUCAGAUGUGAUGGUUGGGCCCUUCAAGCUGAGGUCAAGGAAGCAGCGGACUUUGUCCAUGAUCGAAGAAGAGAUCCGAGCAGCCCAGGAAAGGGAAGAGGAGCUCAAGAGGCAGAGACAAGUCUUGCAGAGUACCCAGAGUUCCAGGGCAAAGAACGCCUCAUCGCUGCCCUCCCGAACACUGUGCUUCAAAACCGCCCCAGGGAAAAUAGAGAAAGUCAGACCUCCUCCAUCCCCCACACCUGAAGGCCCCAGCUCGCAGCCUGAGUUAGCCCCUGAAGAGGCUGCCGGAUCCCAGCGGCCCAAGAAUCUGAUGCAGACCCUCAUGGAAGACUAUGAGACACACAAAUCUAAAAGGCGCGAGAGAAUGGAUGAUAGUAGUGUCCUUGAGGCCACUCGGGUUAAUCGAAGAAAGAGCGCGCUGGCCUUGCGCUGGGAGGCAGGGAUCUAUGCCAACCAGGAGGAAGAGGACACUGAAUAGCAAACUUCUUCCAUCCAGGAAGCUUCAUUGGUGCUUGGGUUACCAAGAAACCAAGCAAUCAACACAUCAGAGCAUUUUAAUGGAACAUUUAUUAAAGUGCAAACAAACUCAGCAAUCCUUAUGUAGACCAGAGGCUGCAAUCUACCAUGAUGACACAUCACGUGACAAGUCCACACACCAAACUCCUAACACCCUGGAGUCAACAGAGAAGGGAUUUUUUUUUUUUUUUUUUUGCGACUCAAAGACUCACCUGGAUUUGGACCAAUCUACAACUGAUCAAAAAGGACAAAGAAAUUAUAAGCAAAUCAACAUGGUUGCUCCAGGCAGAACUGAGACCAGCCUGGCCGGGUGGUGAGGAAAAACAUUGGUGAUGAGGCCGUUCAGAGACCAGCAGAGCCCGAGCUGGUGCGAUCUACACGGCGUAGGGUAUUUAUUUCUCCGUGCUGGUUUCCCACCCCUUCUCAUAGCAUCCGAGGUGAUGGGUUAACUCCAUGUACUCCGGCAACCAUAAAAUGAAUAAUGCUUCUCUCUGUAUUUGCCGGGAAGAGGCAAUUACGAUUCCAUUUCUCUUACAGUGAAUUGUUUUUAAUUGGGAGCAAUUAAUGAUCACAAUACAUAAAAUCGAUAUUUUUAAGAAAAUGUAUCUUCAUGUUGCAAACACAAUCUAUUCUACAUUAGGAGGUUGAGGCGGGGGGAGGAAGCCAAACCAAAUGGAUUAUUUUAGCUUUAGGAUCUCGUCUGCUUCUAAUACUGACUGAUCUGCAGUUUAUGAGAACGCAUUUUCACGAUUAUGUUUCUUCAUAUGAGAACUAUAUUUAGUGGGCAACAACUAUUUUUAUGAUGGGAUGGGGGAAUAUAUACAUGUAUAAAACCUGUACACAUUGAACAGCCUGGUUCAAGAGGGUAGGGGUGUUUUUAGAGUGGCAAUAAUUGAGAAAAAGGAUAACUCUGCCUUAGAGAGGUAGGUGACAAGAAAUAAAAAGGGGUUUAUAUUUUAUAUGAUAAAGCGGACCUUAGGGAUGGCAGGAAGAAUGAGAGAUUAUUUUGGCUCAAUCAGAAAUGAAACAUUAAAGAAAGGUCACGAAGGUAUAGAGAGAUGAAGGGAGGGAGAAAGUGGGAAAAUAAGGAAGUAAGAGAUUUUUUUGCUGAGCAACCAGUGUUUUUCAGGAUCAUACAGAGAAAAAUGUAGGAUAGAAAUUUAAAUGCAGGCUUGGAAUCAGCUGCAAAUCCUAAAGAUGGUGUGUGUGUGUGUGUGCGUGCGCGUGUGCGUGCGCGUGUGCGUGCGCGUGUGCACACUUAACUUUGUUUUGUAAAGUGUGUAUGCUCAUGAGUAAGGGUGUGUGCAUUCGUGCAUGUGCGUGUGUGUGUGUGUGUGUGUGUGUGUAUUAAGAUUCUAGAAUGAUCAUGGGACAAGGGUGUACAGUUAUUUUCCUCCAAAGCUGUUAGCCAGCGUCAGGAGUGAGUGAGAAUUUCUUUUUUAUGAAAAGGGAUAUAGAGGCACCGAACUGAUGCAGUAUUUGUAAUAUUAAAUUGAUCUAACAUGGUAUUUGCAUGAGUCGCAAUGGCAGAAUUUUGAGCGGUUUUGUAAUUUGACAUUUAGGAAAGUAUCAUAUUUAUUCUCAUGCUUUGUAUUCAUACUUAGUAAGUAUACUCUAGAGGAUGCCAGCUUUAGUGUUUCUAUCAUUCAAAGCAAUAUAAUAAGGGUAUUCAAUAAUUGGGUGCCCUAAAUUUCUGGAUGAGAAAAUUUCCAAUUCUGGCCACGAGAAAAACCUGACCAGCCUCUUUUUUUUUUUUUUGGCCUUUUGUUUUAAAACUGUGGUUUGAAAAAAAGCAAUAAUUAAGUCAGACCUCACUUAAUUUCAUUUGUUUUUAUAUUAUUGUGUCAUAAGCUCUAAUAUGUUAUUCUGACACGUAGCAAUUCCACAAAAUCUGUAUGUAGGUGUUAUGUACAUUAUUUUGCUUCUUUUAUUAGACUAGUGUUGACUUUAGAGGAAAGUUUAUUCACAGACAAGUGGUGGGCACAAAGUAAUAAUGGAACUGUCUGAUAAUUUACAAGGAUCCUUUAAAACUGCCAAGGGAACCUGCAAUUUGAAGCCAGAUUCUGCAUAUGGGCAUUUGGAGCCAUCUUAAUGUGGUUCAUCCUAACCUGAAUAUUGUGAAUGAAUCUUCCACAAAAUGUGCUAGCCAUUGGGGACGCCAAACAAAUAAGAUUCCUGCUACAAAGAAUUUAUUUUCUAGUGGGGGAGGCUAGCACGGAAACAGACAUUCUCAGGAAAAUGAGAUCUGGGUUAGAUUAGACAGGCAAAGUGGGACAAGCAGGAAAAAUAUUUUGCAUGAUCUAGACAAACUCCUCCAUCUUUCACAGGAGGAAUCGAUCCUCAGGAUUUAAGCUGAAGUUUUUCUGUUGUGAAGGAGACCUUGUACCCACCUUAAACUGAGGUUUGAGAAGAGAAUUUGCAACUGGAAGGAAAACUUAGGAGGGGGAGGCCACACAAUCUUGGAAUCGCUUUAGAGGCAGACAAAUCAGUCUUUGACUGCAGCUGCUUGAACCAGAGGCAUUUAUUCCUCAGAGAGAGUUGUAGAGCUGGAGUCCCUUGGUCCACGCUCCCCGUGUAGAUAAGGCAUCAAAUGCAGAGUUUCCUUGACCAUCCUGCAGUCACAUAGCUGUUUAAUUGUGGCCCCUGCGUCUCGAUGACGUUUGCUUGUUCCCUUCUACUGCCUUUUAGAUGACCGUUGUCUAUUUCCUCCCUCCACUCACUCAUAAUCCUAUUAACAUGUAAAUGACAGUUCCCUUGGAAGAGCCAGAUUUUCUCUGUGCUCUUGAGUUUUUUUACUCAUUUAAGAAACAUUGGGCCACCGCUUUGUACAUAGCACUGUGCUAGGCUCUGGGAUCCCAAACGAACCCCUAUUUAACUUUCUGAAGAUGCAACAGACCCCUGGAGGAAAGUUUGUUCCUGCCUAAUCCAUUGAGAGGAAGAGGCCUGUGGGAAACUUGGCCUCUGAUGCUUGUCCCCGCCCCUGAAUAGCACGCAAGCUUGUUAAUCUCAGCUAUAACUAAUGUUUAGAUUCUGUAGAUGUUAAAAGCUUUCCUGAAAGUAUUCCAUUCUGCAGUGUUUAUAGAUGUUCACUUUCCUCCGGAGCUGAUUAACUACUGACAUGCCUUGGCUUUCUCAUCCAGAAAUUAUGGAAACAGGGUCUGUCAGUGGCUGGAGGCCAGGCUGUGUUGUACUCAGAUGACACAAUGCAAUUUCUUUGCCUCUCUCUCUACACCCGUGCAUGCUGCCCACCCUAGAAAGUGACAUUGAAGCAGUAUCCACAUAUAUACGCAACACGCACAUAUUAAAAAUCAUAACAAGGAACACUAAAACGGUGUUGACUCUUGUCUCUGAAGACAAAUAAUCAAACAUUUUUUUCAACUAAAAUAGAUGUAAUUACACUAUGUACUGAAAAAAAUAGCCUAAGUGUUUAGAGAUGGUGAUUAUAUCCAGUUUUAGUGACAGAACCAAUUUCCUGAAUUUUAAGCAUUCAGUGAGUGAGCUGCCAAUUUUAAUUUUGUGUUGCUCUUUACCAAAAUGACUUUUUUUUUUUUUUUGGAGGAGGAGGGGGGGAAAAAGCAAUACUGUGUUUGAAUAUUAAUACUCUGUACCUGGCUCUCCUGUGUAUGUUAACCACUUAAAUGUCAUUAUUCUGCUUCGGUUUUAUAGUGAUUGUGAGGCAUUCAAUGCAAGUAUACAAUUAUUUUCUCAUUAAAACGCAGUGUGUGUUGUGUUUUUAUAAA